AUGACAAACCAGCAAGUUUCCAUCCGUACUCUUCCAAACUUUUACCCAGACACACAAGAUGUUUACACUGUAACUGUCACUGGAUUUGAAAGAUACAACCAUGGUGCUAAGCAAAUCAAAACGGUUGUAACAAAGGAUGCUGCAACAAUCUCACGUUGUUAUCAACUCCCCAAAUCUCUUCAUAGGUUUCUUGAAGAUGAUAAUCUUAGAUUUGUUCGACUUGAUAUUGAAUGUGUUGCGCGUAAGCUUGAGAAGAAGUUUAAUCUUGAUGUUAAGAGAGCUGUUGAUCUUAGGGAUUUGGUUGCUGAAAACUAUCCUCGGAAGGAGAAGGAAGUUAAGAGUCUUGAUUUGAUGGGAUUGGAUAAAAUUGUUCUGCGUUCUAAAGAAAUUGAAAGGCCUAGAGAUGUUAUUGUGAGUAAUUGGAAUCAGAAAUACCUUACUCAGUCACAGAUUAUGUAUGCAGUUGUUGAUGCUUAUGUUACUUUCAAGAUUGGUGAUGGACUCAAUUUCACUUAUCACUACAGUACUCCCAGUGUUUUGGAUUGA
This is a messenger RNA of Papaver somniferum (opium poppy), 546 nucleotides long. Its product is annotated as Werner syndrome ATP-dependent helicase-like. The record is from RefSeq and is a predicted model, not a curated record. Gene Ontology annotation, cellular component: cytoplasm; nucleus. The transcript has 2 exons. Bases 1 to 546 code for a protein of 181 amino acids. Gene Ontology annotation, molecular function: 3'-5' exonuclease activity; nucleic acid binding. Gene Ontology annotation, biological process: nucleobase-containing compound metabolic process. Lineage: Eukaryota; Viridiplantae; Streptophyta; Magnoliopsida; Ranunculales; Papaveraceae.